AUGGGAGAGAUGCUCCUUCGAGGCGUGACUAUGCUCGAUGCGUAUUGUCAAGUUUGCAACGGCAUACUAAUGGAGGAUAGAAAUGGAGUACGUACUUGCGUUACUUGCGAACUUUUUGCAGAAAGUACCAAGGAAGGAUCACGUUUGAUUGCUGAGGUGCCAUUAGAUGUCACUGCUGAUGGAGUUGCUCCUGGAAAUAGCUUGUUAGUGUCUGAAGAAGCACCAGGGUCACAUCGGAAUGCGACCCGGAUAAUGGACAUAGAGCGAAGAUGGGCUGAUGAGUAUCGUCAA
Messenger RNA from Cylicostephanus goldi, 291 nucleotides. NCBI's taxonomy places the organism in Eukaryota, Metazoa, Nematoda, Chromadorea, Rhabditida, Strongylidae. The record is from the annotation of a GenBank genome assembly.